Molecule: messenger RNA, 1176 nt
Organism: Trypanosoma grayi
Lineage: Eukaryota; Euglenozoa; Kinetoplastea; Trypanosomatida; Trypanosomatidae
Exons: 1
Coding region: 1-1176 (391 amino acids)
Source: RefSeq, a predicted model, not a curated record
AUGGAGGCCGACACUACCGUCGAGCUUAGGGAGGAGCUACGCAAGGCCAAGCAAAACCUCUCCGAAGUUAUUGAUGAGUGUGUAUUCGUGGAGCGUCAACGCGACCACAUGGAGCAGCAGCUGACGGCGGAGCUAAAGGAACGUGACCGGAUGAUCACUGAUUCUUUUUCCUCAAUGACGUCCUUGAUUGAAUAUCUUUCGCUUUUGGAACGGCGGGUCAUUCUGCCCGCUUUGGGAUCUUUCAGUGCUGUAGUGAGCAAGGUGCAAGACGCUGCUACGACUCGCAGCUCAGCUCUUGAGCAAGUUGAGGUGACUCUUGGUGCGCACAACUCCUCGCAGCUCCGUGGCAUCUUGGCAAAGAUGCAGCCCCUCGUUGGGGAGCUUGAGAGUGAUCUUCGAGAAUCACUGUUGGAGAGGCCAGCUCCUUUUUCAAUGGAGGAGGCCUACGUGUUGCUGCGCGCGCUCCUAAACGAGAAGGAUAACCUGGUACAGAGGAUAGACGAGACUGUGUUUCACCUGAAUAAUAGCGUUUCCAAGACGCGCCCCACGCGGUCCAUGUCGCUGACGCAGUCAGAUGAGGUGCGACAGCUUCGCCAUAAAGUGAGCGCCCUCACACAGGAACUGCAGUUACGCGACGAGGAGAAACUGGAUGUGGCGCAACGAUUUGCCGUUAUUCAGAAGGCUCUUGAAAGGGAUGGAGAGAACAUGGAGGAGCUCCACCGACUGCGUGACACCGUAGAGCGCCAGAAGCGAACCAUUGAGCAGUUGAGUCAGUACAACGGCUCCUCCGAUACAGCCAAGUUGGAAAGCCUCAGACCCCUUGGUGGUAAUGGUGUUGUUGUCAAGAACAGCAACAACAACAAUGAAGAGGAUUUUGACGAGUUGAUUCCACAGCUCAAGGCGAAUGAAUUGACAAUAGGGGCUCUCAACAAAGAAUUAUCGAUUUGGGAAGAAAAUUACAGGGUUCUGGAAAAACGCAGCGCAAAGGAGCGCGAAGAGCUUUUGACAGAGCUGGCGAAUGCGCGGGGCAAGUACCGGGAGGAGAAGGAGGAGUGUGAUGCCGUUCUGGGGCGCGUGACAAUGGAGCUGGAGCAGCUGGUGGCGGAAAAUGCGCAACUCAAGAAGCGUCUUCGAGAGAGGCACACUAAGAAAAAGCUUCAAACAAAUAUUUUGUAG